Molecule: messenger RNA, 2205 nt
Organism: Acytostelium subglobosum LB1
Lineage: Eukaryota; Evosea; Eumycetozoa; Acytosteliales; Acytosteliaceae
Exons: 3
Coding region: 1-2205 (734 amino acids)
Molecular function (GO): protein binding
Source: RefSeq, a predicted model, not a curated record
AUGAAGGAUAAGAGGAAUAAGGAAAAAUCAAAUUAUUAUAGCCCUUGGAACAACUUGGAGGUUGGUGGACUGGGCGGCGUCGGCGGUAGUCUGAGCUUUGGCGGCAAUGGCAUACCGAUGAACAUGGCAACUGCCCAGCAGCAGCAGUCACAGACAACGACGACGACCACAUCGCAGUCGCUGACGUCACUGUCGUCGACAUUCCCCAUCGUCAUCACGUCGACCCUGUCACCACCCGUGCCAGCCAACUCGCUGCAGUCGCCGUCGGGCGCCCCCGCGCCCCUGACGAGCGCGCACCAGAGCUACAACGGCACGAUCAAGAAGAAGAAUAUGGCAACGUCACCGUCGUCGCCCACAUUCAGCUCGCUGUCAAACAAGAUCAUCACACUGUUUGCGCCGUCGUCAGGUGCGCACGGCACUCCCAACAGCAACCCCUCGUCACCGCGCAGCAUUGGCAAGUCGCUCAAGAACUUGGUUCACCAUCACAGCAGUCAGUCGCAGCAGAAUAUGCAGCAGGGUUCAAUGCAGUAUCUCCCGCCCCUGUCCGAGGGCGAUCUCGACAUUCUCAACCAGAUGAAGCAGCUGCAUCUCUCGCUACUCGAGCCCGAGGUGCACUUUGACUUCUUUGGCCUGCCGACCGAGAUCCGCAUGCACGUGCUUACAUUCACCGACGCCACCGAUCUGGCCCGCUCAUCCUCCGUGUCACGCGUGUGGCGGGAGAUGGUCAACGACGAACGACUCUGGUUCACCUACAGCAAGCGUGUCUUUGGUGAUAGUGUCAAGACUGAUCCAACAUGGAGGACGGUGGUUACAAACAAUCUUAUCAAGCUGCGCGAGUUUGAGAAGGACUCAGACCUGGAACCAAAGUUGUUGUGGGCAUGCGAGAAUGGUCAUGACCAAUUGUUGCAGCGUGCAUUCGAUCACAAGAGGAUAACCUGUGCAAGUGGACCAUCAUGUCAGUGUCCAUCAUGUGCCAGACCAUCCUACCUCAGCCUCAAUGAGCCCAGUCAAUCAGUAGUCUCUGCAAACUUGAACAGUAGCAGUAUCUACAACAAUCAUCUCAACAACAACAAUAACCACAACAACAAUAACAACAACAAUAAUAAUAAUAAUAACAACAACAACAAUAAUAAUCGUUCGAAUCAUCAAGAUAAUGACAAUAGAGAGAUUGAUGUCGACUUGGAGAUGGAGGACAUUGAUGUAGCCGCACCCACUUCACCAUCAGGUGGAAACAGCCCAAAGAUCAACGAUACAACAGGCAUCACACCAAAGAAGCGCAACAAGUUCCUGCUCAAGGCAUCGUACAAGGGACACCGUGCAGUGGUCGAGUGCCUGCUCAAGAAUGGUGCAGAGGUCGAUGCAAUCACGAGGAGUGGCUUCACCGCGCUGCACAUGGCCUGUGGCAAGGGUCACGCAGACGUUGCCGAGUGUCUGCUGCAGUACAACGCCAAGAUCGAGUUCAAGAACCGCAACGGAUCCACACCACUUCACACGUCUGCUCAAAAGGGACACGUGGCUGUCGUUGAGCUGCUCAUACAGCAUGGCGCAUCCAUCGAGGCCACCAACAGCAAUGGAGUCACGCCACUCAACUCUGCCGCACACAAUGGUCACACCGUCGUAGUCGAGUGUCUAUUGUUGCUUGGUGCCAACAUGGAAGCGACCAACAAGAAUGGUAUCACUCCCUUGUAUUCAGCUGCACAUAGAGGACAUUUCAAAGUUGUAGAAUGCCUGUUAAAGUAUCAUGCUAAUAUAGAGGGAACAACAAAGAAUCAUGGAGCGACACCGUUGUAUAUAUCGGCACAGGAGGGAUACACAGACAUUGUCAGUUUGUUGUUGGAGCACAAUGCCAACGUCGAAGCAAAGAUUCGUUCGGGCAUGAGAAGUGGAGCCACGCCACUGUACACGGCCAGCCACCGAGGCCACAUGCGAAUUGUUGAGAUGUUGCUCCAACGAAACGCCAACACACAGGUCACCGAUCGCAAUGGCUAUACACCACUGCACAAGGCAGCUGCUGAAGGAUUCUCUGAGGUGAUUGAUUGUCUGAUCAAGUAUGGAGCAGACCUUCGCGCCAAGUCCCGAGACAACACAACACCAAUGGAUGUGGCACACAAGAAUGUCAAGAAGCAGCUCAAGAUGUACUUGGCCAAUCUUGAACCCAACCAUCAUCACCAUCAUCACAGUGGACCCGAUUGUUCGUUGAUGUAA